AUGAGGCAGCCUCCUGGCUUCGAGCAAGGUGCACCCGGCAUGGUUUGUAAGCUAAACAAGGCUUUAUAUGGGCUUAAGCAAGCCUCACGUUCCUGGUAUCUCACUAUCCAGUCAGCACUGUUUGAUCUUGGUUUCACUCAAUUUAAGGCUGAUCAUUCUCUAUUCAUCCGAAAAUCCAAGAUUGAAACUAUCUAUCUACUGAUCUAUGUAGAUGAUAUGUUGAUCAUGGGCAUCUCAUCCUCUGGAAUUGCUAAGGUAAUUGCUCAGCUUAAUAAAAAGUUUUCCUUGAAGGAUUUAGGGGAAGUGAAGCACUUUCUUGGUGUUGAAGUCUCCAAAACUUCUGGUGGACUUCACCUUUCUCAAGCUGCAUAUAUUGUUGAGCUGCUAAACAAAGUAAAAAUGUCAGAAGCUAAGCCUUGUCCUACACCUAUGGUCUCUGAUCUCAAACUUAGCAAGGUGGAAGGGGAACCAACCAUUGAUGGAAAGCUUUAUAGAAGUGUUGUUGGUUCAUUGCAAUAUGCAACAAUCACAAGACCUGAACUUAGCUUUUCAGUCAACAAAGUAAGUCAAUACAUGGCUUGCCCUCUAGAUACUCAUUGGAGAGCUGUUAAGAGAAUUCUUAGGUACCUCAGUGGCACUAUUGACUAUGGUUUACAUGUUAAGGCUUCAAAUUUCAAAAUCUCUGGUUUUUCUGACUCGGAUUGGGCAUCUGACAUUGAUGAUAGGAGAUCAACCACUGGUUAUUGUGUGUAUUUUGGCGAUAAUUUGAUCUCUUGGUGUGCCAAAAAGCAAAAGGUCGUGUCGAGGUCUAGCACUGAGGCAGAAUAUAGAAGCUUAGCCCACACCGUGUCUGAGAUUACAUGGAUUACAUCAUUGUUGCAGGAGCUUGAAAUACCAAUGCAGACACCUCCUGUGGUUUGGGUGGAUAAUUUAAGCACUAUUGCCUUAGCCUCCAAUCCUAUACUUCACUCUAGAGCUAAGCAUAUUGAGCUGGACAUCCACUUUGUUCGAGACAAGGUAGCUGCAAAGGAAAUAGAUCUCAGACAUGUUCCUUCACUUGAUCAGGUUGCUGACAUACUAACCAAGCCACUCAGUCUCCAAUUCUUCACGAGGCUCAGAAACAAGUUAGGAGUUUGUUCUCUCGCCUCCCUCGAAUUGAGGGGAAGUGUUAACCUUGUUGACAUAAAGCAAGCUAAGGAGGAGAAGAUUCAAGCCAGCUGGAAAGAUGUGCUUCUAGGACCACUUCCAAUGAAGUUGGAUAAGAGAAAAGAGAUGCAGCACGUGGCAUGUGGUCCUGCUAUUCUUGCAUCGUGUUGA
Molecule: messenger RNA, 1317 nt
Organism: Salvia hispanica
Lineage: Eukaryota; Viridiplantae; Streptophyta; Magnoliopsida; Lamiales; Lamiaceae
Source: RefSeq, a predicted model, not a curated record